Messenger RNA from Solenopsis invicta (red fire ant), 757 nucleotides. RefSeq lists its product as uncharacterized. Bases 29 to 616 code for a protein of 195 amino acids. The transcript is spliced from 2 exons. NCBI's taxonomy places the organism in Eukaryota, Metazoa, Arthropoda, Insecta, Hymenoptera, Formicidae. The record is from RefSeq and is a predicted model, not a curated record.
CACUAGUCUCUCAUAUGUCUGGAACACAAUGAGAACUUUUAAAAGUGUUCAAAACAAAAUUAAUUGGAAUACUUGGCAGCACAAAGAUAGAGAGACCGAGAUUAGAAAUACUAUUGCAAACCUGGCACCUCCGUGGGUCGAGGAAAAAAGAAAUAAAGAAGUUACAAUUGAAAAGCAGACGCAGAACGAGAUGAACGUUGUAUUCUCCAUGGACGAACUUCUUCGUGCCUUGAACAUGAUCAGGAAGGACUCAUCUCCUGGGAUGGACAAUGUGGACUACUCGAUGCUGAGACACUUAUCUUUGAAGGGCAAACAAGUUUUGUUGGGUAUAUAUAAUAUUAUUUGGACUGAAAAUGUCGUUCCAACAGACUGGUAUACAUACCAGGUUAUCUUUAUAGACAAGAUCGGUAAGGAUAAAGUUAGACCGAUUGCGCUCUCUUCAUGUGUUUGCAAGUUGAUGGAAAGGAUGAUCAAUGAGAGACUUAUAUGGUGGUUGGAGAGAAAUAAUAAACUUGACCCGCUACAAAAUGGAUUCCGAAGAGGCAAGUCAUGUAUGGAGAACCUAGCGAAGAUGGUUGCGGAUAUCGAAAGUGCCAAUAUUGAUGGUUGCUUUUGAAACAUAUGGACAACGUGGACCUGCACAAAAUUUACCAGCUCAGUCAAAGAACGACAUUGAUAUAGCGCUUGCAAAAUUCUUUUUUGGUUGCAAUAUACCAUUUAAAGUUGUUGAAUCGAUACAUUUUAAAAAUUUAAUAGC